CACCCCAAACUGACGCCCACCGGCACAUGAUCCGCCCGCCUCCGCCUCGCCUCCUCCCCCUCCACCGCGCCCCCUUCCUCCUCCCAACCCCGCAACAGCCUCGCGCCCGCCCGCUCCCCGCCCGCCGAGCCCCGGCCCCGAUUCUCCGUAGCUUCGCGUCUCGCCGCCUCGCGCCGCUCUGCCUUCUGAUGGAUCCGGCCACGCCCGCCUCCGAUGCCGACGUCUACGCCGAGGCCAACGGGGAGGCCGGCGCGGACGACUCGGAGUUCGCGGACGCCCAGGCGGGAGCGGGGGGAGAGGACGCGGGCGCCGACGGGCCCAGGGAACUGCCCGAGGAGCUCGCCAGGGGGGUGGUGUGCCUCGAGUGCUACACUUCGCCCGAGGCGGUGGCGGCCGGAGAAGGCGAGACCUGCCGCGUCUACGUCGUCGGCACCGCCCAUGUCUCGCAGGAGUCAUGUGAUCAAGUCAAAGCCGUCAUCAACUUUCUGAAACCUCAGGCCGUGUUCUUGGAAUUGUGUUCCAGCAGGGUUACUAUUCUGACACCACAAAACCUUCAGGUUCCUACCAUGAACGAAAUGAUUGACAUGUGGAAGAAGAAAAAGAUGAACACCUUUGGGAUUCUCUAUAGCUGGUUUCUUGCAAAGGUUGCUAGCCAGCUUGAUGUGUUACCUGGAGCCGAAUUUCGAGUGGCAUUUGAGGAAGCAAUGACUUAUGGUGGAAAAGUUAUCCUUGGAGAUCGCCCUGUCCAGAUCACUCUGAGGAGAACUUGGGGGAAAAUGUCAUUGUGGCACAGGGCUAAAUUUCUGUACUACAUUGUCUUCCAGUCCUUAUUUUUACCGAGCCCUGAAGAUCUUAAUAAAAUGUUAAAGGACAUGGAUGACGUUGACAUGCUAACACUUGUCAUUCAAGAGAUGAGUAAGGCGUUUCCUAGUCUGAUGGAGACACUUUUGCAUGAACGCGACAUGUACAUGUCUUCCAAAUUAUUGAAGGUAGCAAGGGAACAUUCUUCGGUGGUGGCAGUUGUGGGAAAAGGGCAUGUCUCUGGGAUAAAGAAAAACUGGCAACAACCAAUCGAGGUACAAAGUUUAAUGGAAUUACCUGUGACUAGGAAAGGUCCUUCAAAGUUGAAAAUUUUGGCAUCCAUUGGAGCAGUAAGCGCAGUAGUAGCAUCUGGGAUCUAUAUAUGGGGUAAAAAAUAACAAUAUUUGUUGACCCAAAUGUGGUAGACCAAACAGGUGGUUGGUCAAACAACGAGAUGUACUGUAAGAGAUACUUAGCUCGAUGCAGGACUCGUCAUGAGACGACGACCAUCUACAGCACAGUAUUAGUACGUGGACUAUUCGUACAACCCAGUUACAAGUGAUAAUAAAAGGCUCGUGAAACUGCCUUGCAUA
This is a messenger RNA of Hordeum vulgare subsp. vulgare (domesticated barley), 1394 nucleotides long. Its product is annotated as traB domain-containing protein-like. NCBI's taxonomy places the organism in Eukaryota, Viridiplantae, Streptophyta, Magnoliopsida, Poales, Poaceae. The transcript has 10 exons. The coding region runs from base 27 to 1199 and encodes 390 amino acids. The record is from RefSeq and is a predicted model, not a curated record.